Messenger RNA from Rotaria sp. Silwood1, 1527 nucleotides. The record is from the annotation of a GenBank genome assembly. Lineage: Eukaryota; Metazoa; Rotifera; Eurotatoria; Philodinida; Philodinidae.
AUGUCCUUUGAGUGGACAUCACGACCGUUAUCAAUACAAUCCAUUGCAGCUCAAUAUACUUUACCAGUAGCUAUUCGAUCGGCAACUGGUUUUCGCGGUUCGAAUAAUCCAAUUAUUUUGCAUUCUAUAUCGCGCGUUACAUUUGCCUUCGGACUUGCUUUGAGAGAUAGUCAAUCAGCAAGAAACGGAUGUGUAUCAUAUACACCAAUCGAUUCAGAAAUAGUUGCUAUACCUUUGAAAUAUCCUGGAUAUUUUGAGUGUUUACCAUCGCAUAACAUUGGACAACAGACUGGUGUUGUUCCUGAAAAGAAUAUUCAACCGAUUGUUGAAAGAAUGCAACUUGAUCAUCGACCUCAAGCAUUUUAUAUAGCAUCACCUAUGCGUGUUUAUACAAUUGAAACUAACGAUAAUGUUGUUUUCAAUCGUGUAUGGCAUAAUGUUGAGGCUCAUCAAAUAAUUUUAUUCAAUAAGCUUGUCAAUGUUGAAUAUACUCCAACAGUAAAUGAUAAUUUAACAGAUGAUGAUUAUGCAUUUUCAUGGUGGUUUUGUUUUGGUAGACAAAUAUUAAAUCGAAAUGAAUUUGCAUUAAAGUGUACUUUAUUAGAACGAAAAAAAUGUUAUAUUCCAUGUUCAUCAACAGAUGAAGUUAAUUUAAUUCCUGUUGGUCAACAUGGUUCAAGUAAUGUGAAUAAAUUACAAACAAUUUAUAAUCUUAUUGAACAAUUUCCAAUGCCAAUAAAUAUUAAAUUAGCUCAAUUACCUGGUUCAUAUGCAUAUAAAGGUUUUAGUGGUAAUUUACAAUUAUUCGGUUCACGUUCUGAUGAAUUAGCUGUAUGCGCAUCAUUAACAUCAUCAAAUAUUGCUGUUAUUCCAAAAAAUACUCCACUUAAAUUUGUUGUUUCACCACUAACAUCAUUAUCAUCAGAAAUUCGAAUGAUUCUUGCAAAGUGUCAUAUGUUUUUACAAUCAUUUGAUAUGCAAAUUCGUCAUAUUCUUGUAUCAUCUGCUCAUAAUAUUUCAGCACAUCGUGUUCGGUCACGAAGUUCAAAAGCUCAAACAGCUAUUGAAGAUCGAUCUAAAUAUUUUAAACGAUCAUAUAGUGUUGACCAAGGUAGAUCUAAAAAAGAUGAUCAAACAACAACAACUACAACUGAUGAAGGCUAUCGUUCAGGUUCAUCAGCAACUAAUAAACGACAUGAUUAUAGAAGACAACGAGCUCUUAGUGUUAAUGUUGAAAACAGUUUACAAUGUAUUCCACGUCAAAGAGCAUUUUCAACAGAUGAUGAUAGAAAAUAUAAUUCACUUGCUCGUGUUCGUCAAACAAAUAAAGAAUCAUCAUCAUCUCCACCUCCACCUGCACUACCAGAAAAACCACCUAAUUUCCCUUAUCCAACAAUGCCAUUUCCUUAUGAUAGUGGAAGUAAUAUAAUUAAAGAUAUUAAUUUAUCGAAUGCGGAUGGUUCUAUUUUAAUGGAUUCAAGUCAUGAACUAUUUUUAGCUUUACCAUCUAAUAUUCGAUUUACAUAA